Xylaria bambusicola is the source of this 1818-nucleotide messenger RNA. Its product is annotated as short chain dehydrogenase/ reductase. The transcript has a single exon. Bases 243 to 1529 code for a protein of 428 amino acids. Lineage: Eukaryota; Fungi; Ascomycota; Sordariomycetes; Xylariales; Xylariaceae. The record is from RefSeq and is a predicted model, not a curated record.
UUUCGUGCAGCUCAGGUCCCGGGUCUAAUCUUAGGACAAGUUGUGUUAACCUACGUAAUCUGCACAACCAAAAUUGUUCGCUGAUACAGCUUCGCAGCAGGAUGGGAUUCUUCCUACUCCAAUCUCCAUAAGCCAUUUGUUUCACAAUUUUCUCAUAAUGUCAUCGACCUCAAUAUAGUGUAAAAAAAAGCCUGUCCGAUCCCCUCCCGCCUAAAUAAAUCCACCCCUAGGUUUCGAUCACCAUGCCGUUACCUUUCCUAUACGAGACAAUCGUCAAUGGCGCACCAGAAUGGGUGCCUAUCUGGGCGAGGGAGCCUUUCACAUUGACCAAGAUUGUCGCCGGAGUAGUCCUGCUCUACUUGAUCAAGAUCUACAGCAGGGGCGCAACGAAUCAUGCUGGAAUGAGGAUGAAUGGCAAGGUUGUCAUGAUAACAGGAGGCACAUCGGGAAUAGGCACAGCCGUCACACGAGACCUUGCCGAGCGUGGCGCACAAGUCGUACUUCUCACCCACCUACCACCAUCGAACCCCUUCUUGGCCGACCAGAUAGGAGAGCUUCGCGAGCAAACCAAGAACCAGAUGAUCUACGCUGAGCAGGUCGAUCUUAGCUCGCUCCACAGCAUCCGAAAGUUCGCAACAAAAUGGAUCGAUAACGCGCCACCUCGGCGGUUAGACAUGCUCAUUCUUUGCGCAAACACCCUGACACCGCCUGGUGGCGAGCGGGCGGAGACAGACGAAGGAAUUGAGGAGAUGUGGAUGGUCAAUUACUUAGCGAACUUCCACCUUCUCGGCAUCCUAAGCCCAGCACUCCGAGCGCAGCCAGUUGAUCGCGAUGUCCGAAUCAUAAUCCCUACGUGCUCAGCAUACAUAGCAUCUCCGGACCUCGGCGACGCCUUGUCCAAGGAGAAAUGGUCACCCAAAAAGGCCUAUGCCAGGAGCAAGCUAGCGAUGAUGGUGUUCGGUCAAGCUUUCCAGAAACAUUUAGACGCAUACAAAAGACCGGAUCAGAUGCCUAUGAACGCCCGAGUAAUCUUCGUAGAUCCGGGCUUGACACGUACACCCGGCAUGCGACGGUGGCUUACACGUGGAUCGAUUCUAGGGCUCGUUCUAUAUAUUUUGGGCUACUUCCUGCCCUGGUUAUUCUUGAAAAGUGAAGAGAGAGGCGCACAGUCGAUCCUACAUGCAGCAAUGGAAUCUUCUUUGGGCAGAGGCCAGGGCGGAAAGCUGAUUAAAGAAUGCAUGGAGGUCGACUUCGCAAGGAAAGAUGUAAAGAACGAAGAUAUCGCCAAGACGCUUUGGGAAGCCAGCGACAAACUUAUUGAGAAAACAGAGAAAAAGCAAGCCACCUUGCGAGCAGUGGAGAAGAAGAAGCAGGAGACACAGGAGAAGGGAAAGAAAGAAGCUGAGCAGGCUCAGGAAAUCGAGGCUUUGGUGGAAUCUAUUAAAAAGGGCAAGGAGGCGGAAAAGAAGCCGUCGAGGCGUCAGCGCAAAAAGGCCAAUGCCGAGAAGGCAGAGUCAACGAGUACAUGAUUUCCUACAUACCACCAUAUCGGAACUGGGAAUAGACGGAACUAAAAUCUAUAGAACUGUAUAAUUAUAACCACUACUAUCAUCACUGUACUUCCAGGGCUAUUGACGAAGAAAAUGUAAUCAGUGCAGUGCAGAUAGGUAGCACCGAAGAUCUAGGUAGAUCAGAUGGUCUUACCAACCAAGCACACGUGAAAAUGACGCCAGAGUAGGUAAGCUCUUGGGGAUGGAUGGAGAUACCUACCUAGUGUGGGGUAGCACAAUGGAUAGCUCAAGAAGCCUCGGAAGACAC